Messenger RNA from Cuscuta epithymum, 2199 nucleotides. Lineage: Eukaryota; Viridiplantae; Streptophyta; Magnoliopsida; Solanales; Convolvulaceae. The record is from the annotation of a GenBank genome assembly.
UAUUAUUUUCCGUUUUCCUUCUCCAUGAACGAGUGUUAAUUUUUUAAUCAAGCUCAGAAUUUAUUCCAAAAAAACAAUCAAGCUCAAAAUUUUAAACUUCAACACAAGUAUUCGAUUAUUUUCCUUUCAUUAUUAAUGAAUGGGAUGGGGUAAUACAGUAUUAUCCUGGUUAAAUACGUCUGACACUCACUCAGUACAAACAUCGUAAUUAUCGAUAUUCAGUUGUUUCAGAGAUCAGACCAGGCGAUAAGCAUUUCAAGAGAAAGAGAUACUCCGUAAAAGGUAAAGGUAAAAGCUCGGCCAUUCCAUAAUCUUCUUCCCAUACACUGAUACACUGUCCUGUCCCUAUUCUGCAACGGCAUUGAUAACAAAGCACCCCCCCACGUUCUUUUGCUGGGCUUAAAAUAUAAUCUUUCUGUAUUUCCUCCUUCACUUUUCCCCAUUUCAAAAGAGGAAGCCAUUUCUGAAGCACAAAACAGAGACCCAGAGCUUAAAUCGGGAUGAUGAGGAAGUUAGGCCUAUCCUUGUUCAUAACUCUUCUAAUCAUUCACCCAAACGCUUUCCUUCUUCAAGUGAAGGCAAGAGAUGGAUUCAUCAGAACCGAAGGGAUUCAUUUCUUGCUGAAUGGAAGUCCUUUCUAUGCCAACGGCUUCAACGCCUACUGGCUAAUGUAUAUGGCUUCAGAUCCUUCUCAGGCGCACAAAGUAUCGGAGGCCUUCAGAGAAGCGUCCAGCCAUGGCCUGACCGUUGCCAGAACUUGGGCUUUCAGUGAUGGCGGCUACAAGCCUCUUCAGUAUGCUCCUGGCCGUUACAAUGAAGACAUGUUUAAGGGUUUGGAUUUUGUGAUAGCUGAAGCAAGGAGAUAUGGGAUUAAGGUGAUUCUAAGCCUGGCAAAUAAUUAUGACAGUUUUGGGGGAAAGAAGCAGUAUGUGAACUGGGCUAGAGAUCAAGGGCAGUAUUUAAGCUCUGAAGAUGAUUUCUUCAGAAACAAUGUUGUGAAAGGGUACUACAAGAACCAUAUAAAUACUGUUCUGAACAGAAGAAACACUUGGACUGGAGUUGUUUACAAGAAUGACCCUACAAUCAUGGCUUGGGAGCUUAUGAAUGAGCCUAGGUGCACCUCAGAUCCAUCUGGAUCUACUAUUCAGGCAUGGAUAAUGGAAAUGGCCAAUUAUUUGAAGUCCAUAGAUAGAAUCCAUCUGCUAGAAGCCGGAUUAGAAGGAUUCUAUGGGCAAACGUCAUCUUCGUGGAACAAUAAUAAAAAUCUGAACCUCAGUCUCAACGUUGGAACUGACUUCAUUGCAAACAACCGUAUUCCUGCCAUUGAUUUUGCUACGACUCACGUCUAUCCUGAUCAGUGGCCAUCCCUUAACUGACAGGUUGACGAGCUCAAAUGAUGCAGACCAACUGGCAUUCCUCAACAACUGGCUUGACUUUCACAUUCAAGAUUCUCAGCACACCCUGAAGAAGCCACUGCUGAUCUCAGAAUUCGGGAAAUCCCGGAAAGACACGGGCUUCACCUCCAGCCAGAGAGACACUCUGUACAACACGGUGUACUACAAAAUAUAUUUGUCGGCCAAACAUGGGGGAGCCGCUGCUGGGGGCCUAUUCUGGCAGCUGUUUACAGAAGGGAUGGAUAAUUUUGGUGAUGGAUAUGAGAUAGUGUUGAGCCAACGGACUCCGCUUGCAAAUCUAAUUGCCCAACAGUCGCACAAGCUUUUUCUUAUCCGAAAGAUAUUCGCAAGGCUGAAGAGAGGAGGAGCUUCUUCUAAUAGGGUCAGCAAGGGAAAACAAAUUAGAAACUGAUCACAGCCUCACAUGGCGAGAACGAGAAGAGUCUGACAUAUUUUUAUUAGUGUUUUGACCUCUUAGAGAUGGAUGUUAGUUGCAUUGUUCAUCCUGGAGCUUUAGUGUUUUACCAAAAAACCAUAAUAUGUUCUCAUCGACAUUUAGCAAAAUGAUCUAUAAGUAUUUCAUUGGUGCACUAUUUAACCAUAGAAAACAUUUCAAUCAAGAGUGUGGAUUGUUUGCCAUUUGUCAAGUAGUUUUUAGAUUCGUAUUGAGUUGAUAUGUGAUAAUUCGAAUAGACAACUACAACCACAUUGUUCUAGCCUUUUGAGCCUUUUGAGUUGUGUUCGAUAUCCUACACUUUCAUAAUAGUAGUCAACUUGAUCAUUAGACUUGGACUUUCUUUUGGCU